Molecule: messenger RNA, 3745 nt
Organism: Hyalella azteca
Lineage: Eukaryota; Metazoa; Arthropoda; Malacostraca; Amphipoda; Hyalellidae
Product: ras guanine nucleotide exchange factor B-like
Exons: 2
Coding region: 334-1875 (513 amino acids)
Biological process (GO): multicellular organism development; neuron differentiation; regulation of transcription by RNA polymerase II
Cellular component (GO): nucleus
Molecular function (GO): DNA-binding transcription factor activity, RNA polymerase II-specific; RNA polymerase II cis-regulatory region sequence-specific DNA binding
Source: RefSeq, a predicted model, not a curated record
AAUUGAGGCUCUAGGUGGAGGAUGUGUUCAGUAUUUGAACGGACCUCCCGCAAGUAAGACCUCUGAGUGACAGCAUCUGGCAAUUUAUAUUCAAUUGGAAGCUUCAAUCACAUAUAACGGGUUAAUUAAGCUCGUAAACGAACCUAUAAUCAUAGAUGCUUGACUGGGGCAGUGUCCUCAGAGUUGGAUGGUGCCUGAAAGUUUUGUUAUUGCACAUGUGCUUUAUUUGAACUCCAACCACCUGCCCGUUGCCGGCGCCCGCCGAGCGAUCAACGAACUCGAUUUUAAAUUCGGACAGAAAUUACCACUAAAGUUUCUCCACGAGUGAACCAAAUGGCAGUGCAAAUGGAAACUCUCUGUGGAGGUUUUUUACCACCGAUAACCCGUGGGACUUUGCAAAACAAUGACCAGGAAUCUCUGAAGCUGUCCCCGGACAAAACAGCGACUUCGAGUCCCGCGUCGCCGCUACAGUCCGAAAGUCCUCACUUGCCCCCCACUCCUCCUGGGGCUGGAUCUCCUCCAUCAUCGCGGUUAUUCCCUUUAUCCCCGCAGAAUAAUUAUCCCCAGCAACAUCAACAGAUAAAUGUACCCCCACUGCGGGCUCUUCCCUUCAGCAUCGAUAAUAUACUAAAGCCCGACUUCGGUAGCGCGAAAACAGACCCAGUUUGUCACAGCCGAGCACCGCUGGUUGGUAAGAGGUCUUCAGAGACGCCUGAAUUGCUCCUGCGAACUCCCCCAAAGACGCCUGAUAUCCCAGGGCGUCAUGAGUCCCCGGUGGAUCUUAGUCACAGGCUUCCCUUAGCUCUAAGUCACAAUUUUCUUGCCAAUGCGGCCAAAACCAAUGAAAGUUUCUUGUCACAUUCCAUCAGCUUCCUGAUGAACCCUGUAAAUCACCCCGUGAAUCCUUUUAGCCCUGUUGUGCACGCUAUUAAUCCGCUUCAACAUCAUCUUCAGCAGCAACUUUUCCAGCAUCACGCCGUAAGUCCUCACCUCCAGCAGCCUAUCGUCACCAAACCAAUCCCCUUAUCAUCUUCAGCGGCCUUCCAACUAUUGAAGCCUUUUAACGCUUUCACUAACAUCAACGAUCAUCAAAAACGUCUUCAAAAUCAUCAAAUCAUUCAAUCCCAUCAACAGCAACAUCAAAACAAGAAAUCUGCCAUCUGUAAGAAUAUUUCAAUUAAAGAAAUCGAUCAACAACCAGCGAAUAAAGAUAUUUUCCCUACCGAAUUCUCAAGCGAACAACAGCCAACGAAUAUCUCUAGAACGCCGGUGUCUGUUCCGUCGCCGACACCGAGCAACAGUUCUACGAACAGCAGCUUUUCCAGUUCUUCCAGCCAGCAUGAGAAUGCAAAUAACAAUAAUAAUAUAAACAACAACAAUAACAAUGAGAAAUCUACGAGCAACUGCAACAAGAACACUCAAGGGGAGAGGAUUUCUAAAUCGGGGAACCAAACCGACAACUUGGACGAGCUCGUCAACCCCAAGAUACCCGAAGACAGCAGCAACUGGCCAGCCUGGGUCUACUGCACGCGAUACUCCGACAGACCUUCUUCAGGCCCACGUUCUCGGAGAGUGAAGAGAAGAGACCGCAACCCUGAAGAGAAGAGGCCCAGGACAGCCUUCUCCUCAGACCAGCUGGCGCGCCUCAAGAAGGAGUUUGAGGACAGCAAGUACCUCACGGAGAAGAGGCGCCAGGACUUGGCCAGGGAGUUGGGACUUAAUGAGUCCCAGAUCAAAAUUUGGUUCCAGAACAAGCGGGCCAAGAUUAAGAAGAGCACAGGGCCCAGAAGUGGUCUGGCACAGCAUCUAAUGGCCCAGGGUCUUUAUAAUCACUGCACGGUACCUGUAGACGAAGAUGAAUCGUAUCUCAGCUAAUAUUGUUUUUGAUAUUAUAAAGUAAUAGUUAUAUAGCGUAAAUAUUUUAUGGUAUGAUAUGCAAGGUCAAAAAAUUGAUCUGACAUGUGGAGCAACCAGCAGCAAAUUCAAAUUUAGGAAUGAAUUUCUACAUUGGUAUAGAUUAUCAUCAGUUUUCAACGAUUUCAAAAUAGCCCUUUAAAUUUUGUCUUCUCCAGAAAAAUGUAGCCAAAGAAUCAGUUUUCUUAUCAGAUUGGAUUUAGUUUUUGCUCAAGAAGAUUUUGGGUAAAAUUGCAGUUUUAGCAAAGACCGCAAUUAAUGCUCUACAGCAACCUGUUUAAUACUCAUAAAAUAAUUACUCAGUAAUUAAACUGUGAAAUCGAAUUUUAUUAAUUCAAAAUACAUAAGUGAUCGCGGCGAUGACUAAAUUCGUGUAUUAUACCGACAUGGUUCAGGUUUUUAUCAUGAAGCUUGAUUGUGUAAAAACUGUGACAUAAGCAACCUCCAGAGAACAGAAACAUGUGAACGUCCCUGAUCGGCAGGUCUGUGUUAUGAUUCCAAUAAAUGAAUGCAUAUUUUUUCCUCUCUAUGAAAACCAUAUUUCUUGUCUUGUGAUCCUUAAAUAGCAUGAUUGUAAGCAUGACGUUUGUCUCGGGACAAAAUUUGUUAAAAAAAACUCUUGUGAUAAUCAGGAUGAACAGUGGACGACGGUGUGGCUCGAGCGACCUUAUAUUGUGUUCAAUUAUAUAGAGCGCUUCAUUAGCACACUUGUGAUCAUCUUUGUACAUCUUCUUCAGACUUGGUCUGAUCCAUCUCAAACAUGAAUUAAUAUUCUGGGUAUGUUUUCGUAAAAUAGUAAAUCUGAACCGGUAAAUAAUAUCCUGAACAUGGUUAAGUGAUAAAUUACAUCUCAAUCAUGUACGUAAUAAUAUUUCUAAGCAUUUUUUCGAUAGGUCACAUCUGAAUAUAAGAUUAACAUUCUGAACAUGUGUUUAUGAUGAUCGUGUGUGUAUACAUGCACUAUCAUUAUUCAUGACAAGAAAUAAUGUAUAAGUUGCGUGUGAAAUUGACGUAUGAAUUAUGCAGAUAUACAGAUGUGUAUUCCUUACAAGUGUUCACAGACUCAUUAAGCGUCAAAAUAAGCUACCGGUAAUUCCGUCAAUUCUGUACACAUGCCUGGUAAACAUUUUUUCCUGGUCUAAUCGAGCGACUGGUAAAGCCGAACAUGUAAUCAUCCUUUCAUGCGUAAGUGUUCGUCAGCACAAAGAAAAUCGAACGAUAGCCACUUUAUUUGAACUACGCCGAGAUUUUGUUCUCAUGUUUCGCCCAACGCUCAAAAUUGCAAUUUUACUCGAGGUUUGUUAAUGUUUGUUUCAAAGAUGCCCAGAAUGAAUAAAUGUAUAUAUUUAAAUACAUUAUUUAUACGAGGAAUGUGGAAACAUUUUACACAGAAUUAUGUGUACAGUUACUGUUUGUGACUUUCAUUGACAAGUUGAAGCAGUAAAUAUUGUAAUGUAGAUGUAGUUCGACUGUGUCAUUUGAAAUUUAGUAAUUUAAGGAAUAACAUUCAAAUGUAAUUUAGCUAAACGAGCUGCUAUUUAUUUCAAAAAACUCAACAUAUUCGCUUGAAGACUAUGAACUGUAAUUUUUAGUCUAGAUUUUCACCUCAAGAUAUUCAUCAGAAUGAUCAACAUGUAUAGCUUAGCCUUUAAAUUAUUGUCUAAAAUAAUGAAUAGUUUAUAAAACAGUGAAGAAAUAUAAUAUAUAAGAACAUGCAAUUAAUGCGGGUGUGUAAUAUAUGUGUAUGUAUGUGUAAAAAAUGUUAGUAAUAAACUCAUCGCUCGUUAUAAUAUAGGCCUAUGGAAUCCCUACGUCGAAUAAACUUUGUUAC